AUGGCGGGAAAAGAGGAUCCGACGGAGGAUUCCCGCGCGGUUACGCCGGCGGACAAUAAGGCCGCUGCCGACGCUGUUGCCGCCGCCAGCAACGUCGGCGAGGCGGAGCCACCGGAGGAGGAGCUGGUCGCGAUGCCGGAGGACUACCUCCGCUGGCUCCUGGCGCAGACGAGGGAGACCGACCCCCUGAAGCGCCUUCAGGAGGAGAUCGAGUGGUUGCAGGCCGAGCAGGACGAGUUCUUCCAGUUCCAAGCUUGGGCCCGCGACGAGUUGGACAAGCAUGGCCGCGUCAUGGUUCCUGCGGACGAGGUUAGCCCUGGCCAGUUUCAGGAAGCCAUUAACGAAUAUUGGUAUGGUCUGCUCGAGGAGUAUGACAAUGGUGGUCAUUCGAAAACUGAGGUUGAGGCUGCCGUGCCAUCCAACUGA
Messenger RNA from Miscanthus lutarioriparius, 426 nucleotides. Lineage: Eukaryota; Viridiplantae; Streptophyta; Magnoliopsida; Poales; Poaceae. The record is from the annotation of a GenBank genome assembly.